Lineus longissimus is the source of this 4489-nucleotide messenger RNA. RefSeq names its product cold shock domain-containing protein CG9705-like. NCBI's taxonomy places the organism in Eukaryota, Metazoa, Nemertea, Pilidiophora, Heteronemertea, Lineidae. The transcript has 4 exons. The record is from RefSeq and is a predicted model, not a curated record. Gene Ontology annotation, molecular function: mRNA 3'-UTR binding. Bases 161 to 622 code for a protein of 153 amino acids. Gene Ontology annotation, cellular component: cytoplasm. Gene Ontology annotation, biological process: regulation of mRNA stability.
UUAUCAUGAAAAAGGUCAAGGCCACGAAGGCCAAGGUCUAACACAAUUGUCGAGAAAUUUCUUCACAAAUCUCCCGAAAUCUGGUCUAGUUCAUCACUGAUUAACGUCUGUGUUUGUGUAUUAUUUGCUCGUGACGCCUCGGCUAGAAAAAAAGGAUAAGAUGUCUGACGGUGAACCUGCACAAGCACCUCACCCUUCUCCUCUUCAUAAUGUGGCUGAUCCGAAUCCUAAUCAUCAUCCCCCUCAUGGACCUGUGUCGCCAAUCUCGCCAACUGUAUUGAAGUCCUUCCUUAUCCCCAGUCCAGUAACUACUCGAAGAACAAGAACACAGUCACAAUCUCAAAGGGCAGCCGAAGGACCUCACUACAAAGGCCAUGUGGUGGACUUUUGUCGGAAUAAAGGCCAUGGUUUUGUCACUCCUGAUGAUCCAAAAGAGCGACUGAUUCAAGAAAAAUUAUUUGUCCACGUGUCCGAUAUUGAUGGGGAUUUCAUACCAGAAGCAGGAGAUCUUAUAGAAUACAAGAAAUGUCUCAUACCUCCGAAAAAUGACAAGUAUCAGGCUGUACAUUUGCGAAUCCUAUCAAGCAGUGCUCACCAGCGUUGGGAUUCGCCCUCCAAAUAAGAAACAGUUGUGUGAGGGGCUAUGACUCAACUUGACUUGUGCAAAAUUUUGAAAGUUCUGUGAACUUUAUGACAUGAAUUAUUGAUGACGUAAGAUUUAGCAUUUUACGAGGUUUCGUUAUGAAAUGCCAUUGAUUGUUCUACCUCUGUCUGUUGAAACUACAUUUAAGGGCAGAGAUUCUGUUAAACCAUAGAUAUUUCACAUAAACCAUACAGAGACCUAGAGCCACUGAUACACCUGACCUUUUUUGGUAUAGUGUCGUGAUUUGACACCAAUUCACCCAAGACAUAAAAUUGUAAAUUGCCUGUAGUUCACCUUUUAAAAUUGUCUUGAGGUCACCUCAUUUUGAUGAAAAUUAUCACUAGUUAAAUAACUUUCUAUAAAAAGUAUUGACAGGUAUUCAACACUUCUAAUUGUUCUAAAGAAAGGUUAAAAAAAUAGUUACUCAGAUUCUAUUUUUGACCCCAAAUUAGUGGUGCCCCCCUACCUGAGUUGAGGUGUAACAAGAUUUACAUUGACCAGUGCAUUAACUAUUAUUUCAUAUGAUAGACAUAUUAUUUUCUGUGGUCAAGAAGUCUUGACAUAAAGCGUGCUGUCUGAGAAAUAUUUGUUAAAGAAAGAGUGAUUUGUGCCAUGAUUGCAGAGCUGCCGAAAUUGUUUUAGAAUUUCCUAUUUCUGUUUACCUGAUUUUCCUUGUACUGUAUAUUUUUUAAACUUGGAGGAGUAAGUUUGCGUCGUUUUGGAGUACUGAAGAAAGAGUUGGCCUGAUGUGGCCGGUAAAGUAUAGUAUCUCCCUUGUAGAACUUUUACUGUGUGUUCAAGAAGAGGCCUUGCGAGAAGUUCCCUACAGAUUCUCUUUGAUGUUGCUGUCUUCACCACACUAAGUGUCAUCCAAAAAUACCUUUUGUGCAGUCAGCACGUUUAUUAAGAAAAACACGUUUUCCACAAUGGCUGCAUAGAAUGUUAAUCUUUAGAGUGAAAUUGAUGUUGUUGACUGUUGAUUUGUGCAGUACCUGUUCUGUUAUCAAAGUUAAUAUGGGCUUCCAUCAUAAUGGAACGUGUGUUUAGGAACAGGGAGGAUUUAACUUCUUGGUUUAAACCUCAUGACAACGUGUUGAAAAAGUAUAUUAUCCAAGAACAGAUCAUGAGUGUGUUCGUUUAUAUUUUGUUAAAACAAUCUUGAAGUUCAAUUCAGUAUUCAGCCUCGGGGUAGUGGCGAAAUUUCAAAUGUUUAUCAAAACAAUAGUGACGAGUAAAUGGAGUGUCUGCAUGAAAUACUAAUGAUAAUUACCUUAUUUCUCUUAAUUUUAUUUGAAAUCAUCCUUGCCUCCCCCUACUCCAUGGUCAUACAUGUAUAUACGGGCAAUAACUUAAACUGAUGUUACCGAGGUUUCGCAUCAUUCACGACUUCCACUUGACUUCAACUUUGUGAAUUAUAGUUCAUCAUCAUCAUAUCAUUACCUGCUUCGUAACCCUAUUGGAUUUUUGCCAGAGGUAUGGAGUCCACCUAUGUGUGAUCUUUUACUUGCCCCAGCACAGACACUCAGGUACAAGGGACCACGGCUUUAAGUCUCAUCCGACAGACUCGAAUAUUUCAUAUGUCAAAUGACAUCUUGGAUUCAACUGAAUUCACCAACUUUUUUUGUUGAACCAAUUUCUCCAGCGCAAAAAUGUUUUUAAUUCCGGAUCAGACUUGCGCAUGAGGCAGAAAAAAUGAAGCGUAUUCCAUAUUUGGACAACGACUUCAUUAUACAGUGGAACCUCUGUUGGCGGACACCUCUCUAUUAAGGACAACCUCUCUAUUAAGGACACUAGUUUUGGUCCCCAAAUUGGUUAUUUCCAUUCAAUUUGACCUCUCUAAUCAGGACACCUCUCUAUUAAGGACAGAACUUGUCAGUCGCGAGGGUGUCCUUAAUAGAGAGGUUCUACUGUAUAUGUCGCACCCACAGGUACAAUUUGGAAUUUCAAAAAGAUUUGUGCAGAGCCAGGAGGUAUGACAUUAUGAAAAUGUUCCCAAUUAAGUUAAAUUGAACCUAUUACUAGAUAGCUGUAAUCAAACAUUGAAGUUGAAGUCGGAGUGAGGGUCAGAUGAGGGCCACCUCUCUAUCAAUUGCAUUUCUCCUACAUGUCUAUUAUAAUGGUUUUGUGUUUUGUAAGUGUUGGAGGUAGUAGCGUUCGUGUAGUAAAUAAAUUGGUGUUUAUUAUAGCUUUAACCCUUUAGAUCCUGGAACAUUUUUAUGUGUCGCCCUGUAUUUCCCUGGAACAUUUCAGCAAUUUUCACCCAAAAAGACCACCGUGUGUGUACAAGCAAGCUACAAAAUUUUAAAACUUCAUCAAUAGAUCCCUAACCGGGUGAAAACCGGCCUUAGUUUCAUUGCUUAAGUAAAGAUGGCGAUGGUGUCGCUUGAGAUUAGAUACGUACUGAUGGGGGGGGCUAGCGGCCGGUUAGAGAUAUGCAGACGAAAAUCAGAGGCCGGGUAUCGGCUGGUUAGGAUCUAAAGGGUUAAAGAUGUUGUUGAAUUUCAUUAGAAAAUAUCUUAACGCAGUAACAUCCCAUCAUUCUGAAAUGCCCAUUGGUCUGAUCCAUUAGGCAGGGUUCCCACAGAAAAAGUCAUGAAAUUUGAACUUAUGAAAGACCCAUAACAUUUUGGAAAAUUUCAGCAGUAAAGUCAUAAAAAAGUCAUGAAUUUGAUUUGUGGGCUAAUUCGACUAUCAUUGUAUAUCAAAGUUGAAGGGGCAUCCUGAACCUCAGGGACUUUCAUUUGGUUUAUAAUUAACAUUUGUUGGCAAGCGGAUGAGCAUUCAACUGACACUGGUAUGCGAGGAUGUUUUAAAAACUUGAGACUAUUGGCAUGGUCGUAGGGCAGCACAAGUGUGUUGGAUAGAAUAUGACAAAUAUGGUACAUAAUGAUACGUUUUAGAAUUCCUUUGGCCUAUCACUAGUAGAUAUGUAGCAAAUGCAAAUGCGGGCUCUUUGGGAUGGUUUUAUUGUCGAGAAAAAAAUACACGAUUUCUGCCUGCAUUCAUUCUUUGAUGGAGGACUACUUAAUGUACCGAGUUGCUCUCUCAUUUAUUGGAGUGUAGAAGUUGACUAUAAUAAGAUUUACAAGCAAACAUUUCAAAUACUGGUAAUGUUUUAGCUUUGUGGAGUGUUCUUGGCGUGCCAAUCUAUGUAUUGUUAAUUCCAAUUCAUUUGUUUAUUCUUUCCCCGUUUCUUUUUAAAAACUUUUUUUGUCGUCGUCACCUUUCACAACAGAUUGUAACGCUACCUUCUGGCUGUGGAGUUCACCGUAACCUAGUUUGUAGCAUUGAUUUUGACAACCCUUUAGAAGUAGAGGACUGACGGCAACUGGAUAAAAGUUUACUGUAAACUCCUAAUUUAGAUGUACUUAAUUCAAUUUUGAUUGCCUUGCACAACCCCUUGGUUCAUGCUAUGCAAGUUUCAACGUGUAUCUUAUACCCUCCCCUCUCAAGCCUUGAGAAGUAUCACCACCUGUUCUGAUAUGUCACUAAACAUUUUGAAACUUUGGUUGUGCGUACAUGUUGAUGUAUGUUACAUGUGUGCAUUUGUUUCCAAGUGUUACUCAUACUGUCUUGACUAAUUUUUGGGACAGAUUGGUGAUGAGGUGAUGCUGUUUUACUCUUUGUUGAUGGGAGAGUUUACGUGUAUAAGAUAGACAUUGAUAUUUACAUUGGAAGUAUUUUAAUCCUACUGUGCAGUAGGCCUACUUUGUUUAAGAUAUAUUUGGUAUUUUUGUAACUUCUUGCAGUUAACACAGUAAUGUGUUUAUAUAGUAGCAUGUAGACUAGCAUACCUAGCUUCCCCACUGGUCUUUGAGGGAAUAAACAUACUACAAUAUUACAGAA